AUGGCUCUGCUUAUUUUAAUAUUGUUUGCUUUUAUUGCAAAUUGUUGGGCAACGCAAGCAGAAUCGGAUUACAGUUACAGCUCAAAAUCCCAUUACAAUUACAGUUCAAAUUCUGUUUACAGUUACAGUUCCAAGCAUAACACAUACACCAGUAUGUCUUACAACAACAGUCAUCUGAUUUCAAAAACAUAUACAGAAACCACCCCAACUCCGAUUACAGUAUCAGUGACUUCUACAUUUCACCCUCAAGAACCUACCUCAAAAGUAACCCCACUUUACCCAAUGACUAAUAAGACUACAACCCAAACAGAAUCGACUUCUACAUUUGUUACUAUUAUUCCUCCAAACAAUAAAACCAAUCAUUCAACAACUAGUUUCGUCGGAAAGGGUAAUGGUUUAGAAAUUCCAUUGGCAUUGGUAGUAGUCUGCGGCGUAUUAUCAGCCGAAAUUGCUAGGUUUACCCUAUUGACAGAUUCACCCACAUUUGUCCUACCAAUUACUUUAAGAGAUGGUGAAAUGCACGCAGAGGACAGUACCACUUCACCCCAAGUAUUCUCCCUCAUGGACGAAGGUUCGCUCUGGGCAGUAGAUCCUGACAGAUUAAUGGUUGAAUCGGCCACGAUGAGGGUAAUAGAACCAACUGAUACCAGAGCAUUUGUUAACAUUGAAGUAUUUGGGAUCGAUGCUGAUGGCUAUUUGACUCAUAAAGGAAACACCAGAUUUUACAGAGGUACAAGUUUUCAUCUUGGUUUGGAUAACACAAUAUUGACUACGGAAUAUAGUACGACAGUCGCUUGUAAAUUGAAAGUGAUUAAUUUGGAGGUCCCAAGUAGCAGCUCAUCUUCGCAAGCGGAGAGCUCAUCUUCAGAAAGGUCAUCAGAGAUAGAAUGUUCAUCUUCCCAAGUGGAAAGCUUAUCUUCCGAAAGCUCAUCGCAAAUUGAGAGCUCAUCUUCUGAAGUUGAAUCCUCACUGUCAUCAUCAGAAGCUAUUAAUUCAGACUUGUCAGUUAUACAUUCCUCAUCAAGCAAAUCAAGCGAAAAUUCAUUCCUGAGCCUGUCCUCUCACGCAACUUCAUCAGAGCUGAUCAUAAUUUCCUUAAGUUCAAUAUCAUUCACUUCAUUCAUUUCCGAAAAUUCGGUUUCACAAUCUCAUUCAGGCAGUGGGAGCACGCCAUCGGUUUUCUCGUCUGUACACCAUACACGUAGUCCUAUGUAUCCAAUUGGUAACUCUUCCCAAAUCAGCCACUCCCUAGUAGUGACUGUCUCUCCUAAUACUAAGUUUAAUCAAUCUACAAUUGAUACAAUUAGUUUUUCAGGAUUGGGAAGUCGUUCGACGGCGUUGUUUGUGAUUUUCGGAAUCCUUUUAGUUUAG
This is a messenger RNA of Hemisphaericaspora subhashii, 1371 nucleotides long. RefSeq lists its product as uncharacterized. The record is from RefSeq and is a predicted model, not a curated record. Bases 1 to 1371 code for a protein of 456 amino acids. Lineage: Eukaryota; Fungi; Ascomycota; Pichiomycetes; Serinales; Debaryomycetaceae. The transcript is spliced from 2 exons.